This is a messenger RNA of Camponotus floridanus (Florida carpenter ant), 12824 nucleotides long. It is a transcript of the gene Vps13D, whose product is annotated as vacuolar protein sorting-associated protein 13D. Gene Ontology annotation, cellular component: extrinsic component of membrane. Gene Ontology annotation, molecular function: protein binding. Bases 255 to 12362 code for a protein of 4035 amino acids. The transcript is spliced from 25 exons. Lineage: Eukaryota; Metazoa; Arthropoda; Insecta; Hymenoptera; Formicidae. Gene Ontology annotation, biological process: protein targeting to vacuole; mitochondrion organization; protein retention in Golgi apparatus. The record is from RefSeq and is a predicted model, not a curated record.
UCGUGAACGAUAAAUGGAACGCACUCGUUGUUGAUGGUUCUCAAUGAAAAAGAGAGAGAAAGAGAAACCGUUAUUUAAAAUGAUAUUCACAGUCGAUGACGAAUUACGGAUUUUUAAUGAGGAAUGUAACGAUAGUCGAGGCUGUUAUUUCGCAAAUUUCGAGAAUUCGAAUGAAAUAUAAGGGACAUAACCUAUACAAAUCUUACUUAUGCCUAUUCUCGAUUCGAUAGUAGCAAAGAUCCUGUUUGAUCAAAAUGUUGGAAGGACUCGUGGCUUGGGUGCUCAACAAUUAUCUUGGCAAAUAUGUGGAAAAUUUGAACACGGAUCAGCUAAGCAUUGCCUUGUUGUCGGGGGAAGUUGAAUUAGAAAACUUACCUUUGAAACGCGAAGCUUUGCGUCAUAUUGGAUUACCUAUGGAAAUUAAGGCUGGAUUCAUCGGUAAAGUUAGAUUACAAGUACCAGUUAGACAAAUAAGGACCGCAUCAUGGGUCAUAGGCAUAGAACAGCUUUAUCUAGUAGCAGGACCGAUUAAUUUGGAUGAGUACGACAACGAAAUGGAGGAACAAGCAAUAUUAGAAUAUAAACUUAGUCGAUUAGAUGCAUUGGAAGCUAGAUGGAAAGCUGACAUAGAACAUGAUCCUGGUUAUUACGCUUCGAGUUACAGUUCGUGGCUGAAUUAUGGCACAUCUCUAGUAACAAAUAUCAUCGAGAAUUUACAGUUGAACAUCAAAGAUGUUCACAUUAGGUAUGAAGAUGGUGUUACAUUAUCAAAUGAUAAUGGUAUCGCAUUUGGCAUUACAAUUGGAGCAUUAACGAUUCAAAGUUGUGAUGCUAGCUGGAUACCUGGUUCCACAUCUUGGAAUCUUACAGAUGCAUCUUUUAAAUUAAUGGAACUUGAUAGUCUUUCUGUUUAUUGGAACCAUGUAAAGAAAGAUCAACUUUUUGGAGGUCUGAAUCUAGGUGAUUUAGCUAUUGCCAUGAACGAAUCAAAAAAUUCAACGAAGCGACAUAUUUUAUCGCCUGUAAACGCAAGAGCACAUAUUAAGAGAGACCGAACAGAACGUCCAUUAAGAUCUAUUAAUAAACCACGUAUCAUAGUAGAUUUACUUUUGGAUGAAGUACCAUUAUCUUUAACAGACAUUCAAUAUGAAGAAAUGGUCAAAUGUAUCAAAGAACUCGACCGCAUAGAUCGCUGUAAGCAGCAAUUGCGUUGUAGACCGGUAACCCCUGUUAAAGAGAGUUUCAAAGAGUGGUGGAAAUAUGCUGCUAGAUGUCACCUCGGCAGAGACACGCUUAAACCUAAACCAUCUUGGGAAACUCUUCUUCUCAGAGCAAGAGAGAACAUUAAUUAUGUUCAGGCGUAUGCUAAAUUAUUAGGCACACCUACUUCGGUCUUACCAACGGAAACUAAAGCUUUGAAGGAGAAAGUUGAGAACGAGCGGAGUUUCGAUGAACUUCGGGUGUUGAGAGAAUUGGCUAUGCACAAAAUGAAACCCGCAAAAUCACAACAGGAAUCUAAUACAAAAAUGCCACAGGGACGUGGCAUGCUCGAACAGUGGUUUCCACAGUGGUGGGGCUGGUACUCGAAAACACCACACAGCAACAAUGGAACACAAAAUGGAGGUAGUUCGACUACUUUUGAUGGUGAAUUGCUAGAUGUUUUGGCGGACACUAUGAAUGAUGAUACUUUACUACGUCGUGACACGAUAUUUGGACAAUUUAAUUUCACUCUAGUGCAAGGUGCGGUAUCGUUGUGUACUGCUAGAAAUGGCAGCGAUGGUACGAAGACUGUGAUAGAACUUAAAUUUGAGAGAGUAAAUCUAAGUUAUGAGUCACGACCUAGGUCCGGAUCACACAAGUUUUCGAUCAGUUUGGGCGCAUUAUAUUUACACGAUUUUCUCACAGAGAACUCGACAUUUCCUAUUUUAGUGCAACCACAAAUCAUAUCUAGCAGCACUUCCUCACGUGUCCGCAAUUUAUCUUCGGAAAAAGUGACGAAACAAGCCCCACAUCAUCUUUUCGAACUGAUUUACGAGAAAAGACCGUUACAUGUUAAUAUGGAUCAUUUGUUGCAUAUGUAUUCACAGUCUUUGGACAUUGUGUACAAUCCUACUGUGAUAUACUGGUUGAUAGAUUUUAUAUAUAAGCCGCAUCGAUCGACAUCGUCUAAUCAACAAUUCCAGGCGAUGAAGCGUCGCACGAGAAGACAGCUGAUCAAAAAUUGGGAGCAGAUCUUAGACGGUGAUUUUGUGUAUCGUUCGUCGUGGGAUCUGCAAUUUAAAAUCUCUGCACCACAGAUUUUGUUGGUAGAGAGCUUCGUCGACUUUAACGCAGCCGUAAUAGUAGUCGAUUUCGGUAAAUUACAUCUGUCGAAUUAUACAGAUUUGAAUGAGAUGAUACUGAAAACAGAAUCAAUCAACAGCGAUGAUGAUGAGGAAGAGAGAUAUGAAACACCUUGCUCCACUCCACCGGGUAGCCAGGAAAACGGCUCCCUGAAUGAUUUCCAAGCUUUAUCUGAAACGGAAUUACAUAAGAAAUUGUACGAUCAGUACUCCAUUAAUCUGGUGGAUUUGCAGGUUUUGGUAGGUAAAGCGAAGGAUAAUUGGAAACAUGCUCGCACGAGAAGCAUGUCAACUCUGCACUUUCUCGAGCGUUUCAACAUAUCAUUACAAGUCGAGCGACGUGUCUUUACCACUUCGGAUCCUAAUUUCCCGUCAGUCACGGUAUCAGGUAACCUGCCAAGAUUGGUUGUGCAUGUAAACGAACAGAAAGUGGGCUCGAUACGUUUGAUGUAUAAUUUACUUUCGAGCUUCUCUAACUCGGCUGGUAUUCCACAGGCGGAAAUCAUCAAUGUAGAACCUGAGAGCCCCAAAAAGGAGGAAAAUCUAGAUCGUUCGUUGAGUCAUGCAGUGAUGGUACAAUUUAUUAUUGAUCAAAUGGCCUUUGAAUUACAGUCGAGAGGUCGCAGCGUAGCGGAAUUACAAGUGUCUGGCGUUCGAGCAGCUCUCAGUAAAAGAAUUGCAGAUCUGAGCAUCUCUCUCUCCGUUCAUGGAUUACUUUUAGUCGACGCUCUUCAGGAAUUUGGACCUGAUUUUGAACUAUUGGUGGCCAGUCACAAACACGUUGGUAUGGACAGUAUUUCCGGCAGCUUAAGAGACUCAGAACCAACAUCUCCUAUCUCGCCAGAGUCACCUGAAUCACCAGAUCUUACAAGACCACCGCGACUAACUUCGCCUAUCGCUCUAACUAAUGCAUUAUCCACCUUAGUAAGCAAAACAAAGAUUCCACAUUCGCCUAGAAAUAAUUCAUCGGUUUGUCUGGAAAAAUUGGAUUCGGAAGCACUGAUUAUCGUAGAGUUGACGCUGGUGGAUGAUUCCAUAGAAAACUUGAGGAUGGCAAACAUACAGUUCAAUAAUCUGGAUAUUAUAGCCAAUCAAGAGACGAUAGUAGAAUUGCUGGGUUUUUUCCGGAGAAUAUUGCCGCUGCAGAAAUCGCGGUCGGCGUAUAUCGCUAAUCGCAACGAUUCCUUGUCGAGUCAAAAUACAGAGACGAAGUCGGUAUUGACAAGAACAGAAAUUACUUUCGAAUUUCACCGUUUGAAUGUGCUACUUCUACGCGCGGUCGUGCAAGACAAUCAAUUGGUCGGACAAAAGAUCGCCACAGCAACCAUGUCGGAUGCGCGCAUACAAGCAACAUUGGCCGCAAACACAUCAAUCUCGGGUUCUCUCGGUGGUGUACAGGUUCUCGAUCAAACGCUAACUGGAAAAACCCAUCAACGGAUAAUCAGCGUAGGUAGAGAUCCGCUGGCGGAUCCACCACAUCAUCCACUCGAGCAUUUCAGCGGCUUAUCCGAUAAUGAACAACAAGAAGCAUUCAGAUUCAUGGUUAGCCGAAAUACCAGACAAGCUAGCGAUGAAGACUGCACCGAAAUCGAUCUCGAUUUCACGAUACGUGUGGCUAGCGUCUGGUAUACUCACGCACCACAUUUGAUAUCAGAGUUACGUUCAUGCGCCGACGAAUUCAAACAGUACUUAAGCAACUUUGCGCGUCAGAUCGGUGCAGCCGCUACCGACAUGGCAAUCGGCUUAGUAAAUGCCGACGAUUGGAGCAUCCCGCCGCGUAAACGGUUACCUAGCGUUUCGAUCGAUUUAGAUAACACGAAUGGAUUAUCGUUAAGAUUGGACGUGCUUCUGGAAAGUCCAGUGCUCGUGAUACCACGCUCUUCGCAUAGCAAACAGGUAUUCGUGGCUCACCUGGGCACAAUGUCAUUACGACACGAACCUCAUCUAGGAUCUAUGGCAAAGCAAAAAAUUACAUUGGAAGUGCGCGAUAUGAAUCUACAUUCUCUCGAAGUGACUACCAAUACUGGACAAUCACAGAACAAUCUACCGAUGAGAGCUGAGGAGAUGUACUCGUGUAAAGAAUCUGGCAGGCCGAUAUUGCAUGACACGACGCUAAAAAUUUUAGUCGAGAAACAGAACACGUUAACUCAAAGUAUGAGUUUCCUGCUGGACAUUGAUGAUUAUACGAGUAACAGCCCGAUUGUACAGGUAAAUGGUACUGUAAUAACGCCUCUAAAAGUAUCUCUAUCGCGUGGUCAAUAUGAGCAAUUAAUCGACACUUUUCAUCGAUUGUUCUCCAUGCCCGUAGUGACUGCUACGGCCGCGACUGAAUGUGACGAUCUCGAUGGAGCGUCCGACUAUUCGGAUAAGCUCGAUCUCUGCGUGAAGGUCUCGUUUGAGCUGCCGAUCCUCAGUAUAGAGCUGAAGCAGGCGCACUCAGAGCAACCGGUAGUAGAGCUAUCGAUGCGCGAUUUUGUGGUCAAAUACGAAAAAUUACAUCGGAACGAAUCCAGCGUGCAAGUCGCGCUACGUUCCCUGCUGAUGGAAGAUCUUUUGUGUCCAAUUGGCUCGCGACAUCGUUAUAUGAUGCAGUCGUCGGCGCCCACGCGCGCAAAAUUGCUCACGGGUGCUUCGAAAUCGUGUCCAGAUCUUGCCUUUGCGCGACAAUACAGGAACACCUUCGGUCGCGGCAGUUUACCAGAUCGUCUAGAGACCGACUUAUAUGGAGCGAUUCCAGCUCACUGGCGCAGAAAACCAGCUAUUUCAUCGGCUGACACGCCAAACACACCGCCACCCUCGCCAGGCGGAAUUACCAGUGAAGAAAACUUGGUGCUAAUGAGUAUCACCAUGACGCGACCUGAAGAGAUUGUAUCGGAAGAAAAUCGGUUCCAUCGGAAAAUGGUAACCGUAGACUUCAAUUGUCUGGACUUAGUAGUAAGCGUUGAAUCGUGGAUGGUAGUGUUUGACUUCUUUGGGAUUGCAGGCCUGUCCGAUACAGCGAAUAAUGAAAUCACCAUACGUCAAACCACACCGGAUAGCGAUAGCGUCAGCGCAAGCAAGGUAGAUGAUAAUCUACCAGUGAAAUCGGAAAUGGAGAUAGAAGUGAGAUCGUUGACGCUAGUGUUAACGCAACUGGAACGUGAAAUAGCCAAGGCCAAUGUGUCUAAUGCCAGCGUAAAUAUUCUCAAAGCGGUGGACGGCAAGACUAAGGUAUCGGGAUCAUUGGGUUCGAUGUCGUUGCUAGAUUUAACGCCGCAUGGUCGAUUCUACCGUGAAAGAUUUUUAUCGUCCGGCAGAAAGGCGCUGAAUUUUCAGUACUCGAGCUAUGCCGAUUGUGAAGAUCGACCACAUGACGCGCAGCUUAAACUAGAAAUGUCUGCCGUGCAUUACGUUCACACGCAGAGAUUCGUAGCAGAGUUGCAGGCUUUUUUCUGUCAUUUUUCGCAACUGUGGAGUAUCAUGAAGAAUUUGCGGGCCGGCGUCGGUGCCGUCAUAGAUAUGAACAAGCGUGGUACGCGAUUGUCAUUGCAAUUGCACGCUGGCGCGCCAGUAAUAUUGUUGCCAGUUAGUUCCAGAUCCGAUGAUUUGAUUCUGCUGGAUUUAGGAGAGCUCACAGCGCACAAUAAAUUUGACAUGUCAACGACCGUUCCGGAAUGCUUGCUGGACGUGAUGCUGCUUGAGUUAGUCAACAUGGAUGUAUAUGCAGCGCAAAGAUUUAAGUGUGAUGAUUCAAACUUGAAUGAAGACGCAGAUACUUUGACGGUGGGUGGCUUUUUCAUCAAGAAAAUGGGCUGUUCGCUGCUGACGGAGAAGUGUCAUUUAAAAUUGCGCGUCGAACGAAAUCUCGACACCUAUAUUAGCCGCGACAUACCCGAUCUCAGCGUACAUGGUAUACUGUCAACGAUGGAUUGUGCCUUGGAUCCGGCACAGUACAUGUUGAUUCGUGGCCUUUUGUCUUACAACAUUGGCGAGAACCUAGACGAUUUGCGUCUUCUUGUGCAAGACUUGAAUCACACAGUAGAAUAUGCGAUUCCGGCGGAUAAUCGUUUAAAAACAUGGACCCGAUCAUGUAUAAUUCUCGAGCUGGUUAAUGUGACAGUAAAACUACAUCCGAGUCAUAACAUCGCAGCGUUGGCAUGCAUCAAUUUCAUCAAAUCUCGAUUGACACUGGAUUCGCUGAGCGAUGGUUCGCAGGACAUUGAUCUGGUAUCACAGGAGAUUCUGAUCUUGGACACGCGUUUCCAGAAUGAACCGGUUGAUCGGCAAUGUAAUGUGUUUACGCGAAUUCUGCAACCCUUAAGGAACUCGGCCGACACUAACAUCGCGGAAGACCGCGUUCAAGCCGAAGUGCAUCACCGAAAACGCAAAGCUUAUUCGGCGACUACCAUUUUGUUGCACAGCAUGCGACUGACCGCCAUUCUGGAUUGGUGGCAGGCUGUACGAGAUUUUCUACUACUAAACUCGCCAGAACCGGAACCUAUACCUGGCACUGCUCAGAUGUUAAUCGUCAAUCAAGAGACGGAAAUCGAUACUACCGCAACCAUGACUAUACCAUUCGAAUUGAAAAUUAACAUUACCGAUUCUGAACUGGUCUUCGUUGAAGAUACCGCGAUUCUGGAUACUAAUGCCGUGAUUUUGAAAACUACUGCUGUCUUAUCUUACCGCUCGAUGGCUCAGGAAGGCGAGAAACCAUUAUCCUGUAAUCUCUCGCACUGCGAAUUAUUUUCAUGCAUUUUAGGUCUGGAGAACGAGACUGCCUUGUCGAUCAUAGAUCCGGUUGGGGCAAGUCUAGAUUUAACUCAAGAUAAGGCUCUAGAGAUUCAACUGCAACCGUUGUGCGUCCGACUGAGUUAUCAUGACGUUACCAUGUUUUCUAGAAUGUUGAGUUCGCUUCCCAAGCAGACCCUGUGGGCAAAACAGAGAUCGAGUGAAGCGGUAACGGAGGGUAGUCAGAUAUUAGUGGAUAACCAGGUGUUGAAACUGGUUAAUUUAGGUUUUGCGGAAGCUGACUGUAAGAUCGCAUUGGACCGCUGCGAUGGUCAACUGGACGAUGCCGCCCUGUGGCUCACGCAAAAUGCAGAACCGACAGGUUCCGUUACUGCGGCCGCAGCGGGGAGCGACGAAUCAAUCUUCCGCGCCGUGGAAUUGGAAGCGUCUUGUAUGCGAAUCUGCAUCAUCGACGACUGCCGUGACGCGGAUGUACCACUACUGGAGAUCACACUGGCAGACUUUAGCAUGCGGAAGAUAAGACAGCAGCCUGGCUUUUUACUUGCCACUUUUAGUGUGGAUUAUUACAAUCGAGUGUUGAGCGGUUGGGAGCCGUUUGUCGAACCUUGGCAAGCAAAUAUUCAGUGGGAACAGACGCUUACCGGUUCGCUCGAGCCAAAGAGACUAUAUGUAUCCAUUAAGUCUCAGGAUUCGGUGAAUGUUAAUGUUACCUUAACAUUAGUGGAGCUCGUACAAUUGGUUAAACACAAUUGGACACAGGAUUAUUACUUGUCCAAUGAUAGCACAAUUGUAGGCAAAACGACAACGAGAGGGCAAGUCUAUCGACGCCGAUCACCGUUCGUACCUUUUGCUUUAAAGAAUGAUACAGGUUGUAGACUCUGGUUUAAAACAAUUAUUGCCAUCGCGGAUGAUACGAUAGAUAUCGAUAAGAAGUCAUCUCAAGCGAAAAAAGAUGUGUCGAGCAAGGAUGAUACAUGGAUAGAGGUAACUCCUGGAGGUACAAUAUCGUUUACAUUCGAAGGGAGAGGCAAAAUGAGGCAUCAUGCAACGCAUAUCAGUAGAAGACAUCAGAUUGCGGUUUUGAUCGAAGGAUGGAAAGCCGUGGAUCCUGUGACUGUCGAUCGCGUAGGCAUUUACUUUAGACACGCAAACGCUGACCUUGCUGAGUCUCAGACAUUCGCACCAAAAGCUAGAAUUGUAUUCGCUGUAGAGUUAGAAGGAUCCGCUAGGAAAUUAGUCACUAUUAGAUCAGCCCUCCAAGUGUCCAACAAACUAGCUCAUCCUAUUGAAAUCAAGAUGGAAAAAUCCUUGAAUCAACUGGGAUAUUUACCGUUGACUUUGGCUAACAUCGGGAGAAUCCUACAAGUACCGGCGCAAUCAGUGAUGUCUGUGCCUUUGACGCAUACUGGGGUGCAAAUGUGUUUCAAACCACUCAUUUCGAACUUUUUGUUUCAAUAUUGUGUGGAAUCUGUAGAUUGGACAAUAGUUAAGAAGCCGUUGGAAGUGACGGAAAGCUACAUCACUUGUCGAACCAAUCAGCAUAAUAUAUUCAGAAUGUGUGUAGCAGUACGACGAAACAAUUAUCCGCUCGAUGGUGUGCAAGUAUUGCCAGCGCAUACCAUCACGGUAAUGGCUCCCGUAACGUUAACGAACUUAUUACCAUAUGAACUGAUGUAUGAAGCGGGUAUAGAAGGUGGCAGAAUUGUACCAGGCUGCAACGCGGAUCUACAUUGCGCUAAUCUAAUUGAACAACUGGAAAUUACGAUUCAAUUGGAUGGUUAUCCAGGAUCUGGAGUAGUAAUAUUACCACCAAACAGCUGUUCCUUUACCGCUCGUCUCAAGCUACUGGAUUCUGCCAGCAGGAUGCUGUGCUUACAGGCAUCCGUGAUCGUGGAAAAGGGUUCAGCUGUGCAAAUUAAUAUCACCGCACCUUAUUGGAUUGUAAACAAAACUGGCUUACCGUUGGUGUUUAGACAAGAGGGAGUUGGCAUAGAAGCAGCGGGACAAUUUGAAGAGCAUGAAAGAGCGAGAAUGGUGGCACCGUUACUGUUCUCGUUCAGCGACGAAGAGGCCAGUAGAACAUUGUCAGUGAGAAUCGGCACCGAGGUGCACCCUUAUGGAAUACCGCAAUGGUCUCAGCACUUUCAUCUACAGCCUGGCAUUCAUGUUCAUCGCUUGAGAAUUAGCCUACGCGAUGGAAGGCCCGAUAUAGUCUAUUUGAUUAGUGUAGCCACUCGAGCAGCAAGAGCAAGAUAUAGAGCUACUACGGUAGUCACAUUAUCGCCGAGAUAUCAAUUGCACAAUAAAUCGUCUUAUACGUUGGAAUUGGCUCAGAAAUGUUUCACAACGACUGUUUCUCAUCCGGAUGCUCAGGCGACGUAUAUAACGACUAUGCCUGAAUGUCAUAUGCCUUUUCACUGGCCACGACUGGAUAAAGACAUGUUGCUCUGUGUCAGAAUCACCAAUGUACCGGAUUGCAUGUGGUCGGGGGGUAUCAGAUUGGACGACAAUUAUUCAUUAACUAUUAAUGUCAGAGACAUGAUAGGGAAGAUGCAUUUUCUACGGGUAGAUGUGGUGUUACAGGAAACUACCUAUUUCAUUGUAUUCACCGACGCCGAUACUAUGCCGCCACCCAUAAGAGUAGAUAAUUUCUCAGAGGUUCCACUGAUCGUUAAUCAGAUUGGAGUUCCUGAUAAUUUGCAAUGGACCGUAAGACCUCAUUCGUCGGUACCGUACGCUUUAGAUGAACCAAUACAAACUGCCAGUUUAGUGUUAACAGCACCUGGAGGAGUGACAGCAUCUUACGAUUUAAAUAUACUCGGAGAGGGCAGAGGAUUGACUUACGAAAAUUUUAUUUAUAUUGCAUUUUCAGGAACUUUCAAAACUGAUUCUGACCUCGGAUCAGGUGAAAACGAGCUAGAUCCACUGGAUGUGGAGACUCAGAGAUUAGUCUUGGAAGCUGGCACCGGUGGUUGGGUCGCUUUACGGAGAAAACAGUAUGGCGAUAGAUCGCAACUUUGGAGAAUGACUGGUGAUGGACAAUUGCAACACGAAGGUUCUAGUCCACCGAGAGACAAACAUUCCAAAACUCCAGACACAAUAUUUGUUUUGGACAUAGCAGGCACCGCGCCGCAACCGUUUACUUAUUGCGCUCUCGCCCUAAAGAAACCGGAUCCUAGACGGAGAUCGACGCAAACCUGGCGAUUCACCGAUGAUGGGCGUUUGUGUUGCGUGCAUAAAAAUAUGUGCGUUCAGUCGAAAGACGGCUUUAUGGGAUUAUAUGAAGGCGGCAGUGUCGCCCGUUGGCAAAUGUGGAGCGAAGCGGUAUUAGGUCCUCAAAUGCAUGGUAAUCCGCCACCACUCGAACAACGAGUGGGGAGACAAAAAUUACGCCCAGGUUCUGGAUUCUUAUCAGUCAGAGUGACCACUGACGGUCCGACCCGUGUUUUGCAAGUCCUGGACAUUAAGGAAAGAAAAAAAACGUUUGCCCUACUAGAAGAACGUGAUUGGUCGCACAUCGCUGUGAGUCAUCGGCCUACCCGAAUCGAUGCCGAUAUCAAAAAAUUAGAUUCUGGUGAAUUAGAUCUGAAACUGAACUUACCAGCUGGCCUCGGAUUGUCCAUUGUAUCGCAACGGCCAUUGGAAGAGCUCUUGUUCGCGCGGUUAGCUGGAAUAUCCCUGAAUAUGUUGCAAACCCCAUUAAAUACUACGUUGGACCUGAGCGUCGCCGAUGUGCAAAUCGAUAAUCAAUUAUUCGAAGCGCAAUGCACGUCGGUUUUAUUCGUCACACGUUCAUUUCGCACAGAGGAUGAGUACCGACCUGCUCUCCAUUUGGCUGCCGAGAAGCUGCAAUCGAAAAAUCAAAACGCCGAAAUAUAUAAACACGUCAUAGUGAGUGUCAAGGCUUUGUGUGUACAUUUAGAAGAGAAAUUUAUCCUAAAAUUGGCAGCGUUCCUCGGAAUUGGCAAGUCGGAGUUAGAAAUGCCGGUUGACGAGAAUGAUUUCAAAGCGCAGAGAUUUAUCUCCGAGGUGUCCGCUGCGCAUGCUAAAAGAUAUUACUUUGGCGCUCUGAAGCUCGUUCCUAAUCAGGUAAAACUUAGUGUGCUUACCACAACAAAGUUGCCACAUCAUCUGCAAGCUGUAAAGAGAAAAUUAGGUUUGACUUUGAUCAACUUUGAGAACGCUACUAUCGAGUUGGAGCCAUUCGUCAAGAAACAUCCUUUCGAAAGUAGUCAAUUCUUAAUACAUUCUAUCGUGAAGCACUACAAAGAUGAACUGAAAUGGCAAGCCGCAGUUAUUCUAGGUUCCGUAGACUUUUUAGGAAACCCUCUUGGAUUCAUGAAUGAUGUGACGGAAGGUGUUUCCGGUCUUAUCUACGAAGGCAGCGUGAAAAGUUUAGUGAAAAAUGUCACGCACGGUAUUUCAAAUUCGGCAGCGAAAGUGACGGAGUCCUUAUCGGACGGUUUAGGGAGAGUGAUCAUGGAUGAAAGGCAUGAAGAGGCCAGACAGAGAAUCCGAGCAAAUACUACAGGUAGCAGUGAUCAUUUAGUGGCGGGUCUCAAGGGAUUCGGUUUUGGUCUAUUGGGCGGUGUCACUAGUAUAUUCAAACAAACUUAUGACGGAGCAGCUAAUGAGGGUUUUCCGGGCUUCUUUGCGGGCUUCGGAAGAGGAGUAGUUGGUACAAUAACAAAACCAGUUGUUGGUGUUUUAGAUCUGGCAACGGAAACAGCUAGUGCUGUACGAGAGACAAGUAGAAGCGCUCAUCGUGCGAUACCGAAACGUGAUCGACCGCCACGUGUCGUCAGUGGUUCUACUGGAUUGCUACCACCAUAUAAUCGUCAACAGGCUGAAGGGCAGGAAUUCCUAUAUAGCAUUAAUAAUCGCGACUAUUCUGAACUUUUUGUGGCUUACGAGUGUUUGUGUAGCGGUACGGAGAAUCUCAGAGUGCUCGUGUCUAACGAGAGAAUACGUGUUAUUUCGGGCGGCACGAAGGCCGUAGUGACUCAAGUUGAUUUGGCGGAUCUUCUACGUUGUCAACCAAUGCAAAAGACACAAAGCAACAAUGUAAUCCAGUAUUACAUAGAACUAAUAUCCAGAUUCGAUUCUACAGCUGCGAUUAAUUUAGAUGGAAUGGCCGAGUUGUUGAGACGACCAAAGGUGCGCUGUGACAAUGAAGAAGUAGCGAAACGCGUAUCGCAACAAAUCAAUUAUGCUAAAGGGAUGCAUGAGGAACGCAGUUUGACAUUAUCAUCGUCGGAUAAUAUGUUGGACGACGUGCAAUACUAUAAGUAAUCUGUUCAGACCAAGUCGACUGGAUUUCGUUCUUAUUUCUGACAUGAUUCUUUGAUAUACUAGUCGAAUUUUCAACUUUCUUUUGUAGAACGCACGAUCGGUAUGGAUGCCUUAGUUAUGACGCUUAACGUUAAGUUUAAAAAGACUGAUGCGAAAUACCAUAAUAACUAAAUAACUUGUCGGCACACGAGACACGAAUUCGUAAUUUAAGCGUAAUUGAAUGAUUUCGCGUCUUACAGUUGUGGCGCAGAUAACGCAGAAAUUUUUGAUACAUAUUAAUUAGAUGUAAAAACAUAAAGUAGAUAGAACUCGGAGAAAUUUUCUAAUGUACAUACGCGCGCAUAUAUGUUCUUUAAUAUCGCAUAUACAUGAUUCUAUAUGAUGCAUGUUCAGUAUGUCUUAGAAUCACUCUUUUUCAAAAAGACCAGAAACAAUUAUUUUUAAAUGAAAAUAUAUAGUGGG